UCAUAUUUAUAAUAACCGAAUGUUAAAAUCCUCGAGUGGAAAAAGGCAGACAUCAACACAAGAAAAUAAACUUAGCUACUGCUUGCAACUAGAUGUGACAAGACUUUAAGUCUUAUAUUUUCUGAUAUUUGGUAUAGGAUGUUGCAUUAUAGAAAAUUUUUCAAGAUUCCCUUUUCUUUAAUUUAGUUUUCUACCGUCUAAUUUCAGAAGAUACUUUUCUCAUAAAACAUUCUUAUGUCGCGACAUUGUAAUAUAGAAUCAUUACAUCAACUAGACUGCAUGAUUGAUGCAUGACAAUAUUAUUAUGCGAGACAUUCGUAGUCUGAAUAAUAAAAGUCGUCGCAUGUGAAGGGGGAAGUGAAGCAAAGCGUACAUCAGAAUACUGUCCUAACAUCGCAGGCUAUAGACAUUUGAUGAUCGUCAGUUUUUCUCAAGUUUUUGUUGCGUAUAUCUUUGUGAAACAAUUUCAUCAUUGUUACAAUUGUCUUCAAAUUCUAGACUAUAAAAAUUGUUUUCAAUUGUUAGUUGACUUGAUGACUUGAUAAUUCAUUUACCAGUUUGAUUUAAUUAAUUAAUAAAUAACUAUAUAACAAUAAAGAAGGACUGUUAUAUAUCCGACGUAUAUAUAUAUAUAUAUAUUAGUAUAUUUUUGAUACAUGAAAAAUACACAAAAAGCCCAAAGGAAAAUGCGCAUUUUGGGAUUUACAUUCAAAAUUUUAAUGAGCUGCGGUUGCUGGAUACCGAAUUCUUGGCGGUCUCCACAUAGACGUUUAAUGUAUCACGUAUACACCAUCUUUAUACUUAUGUUGAUAAAUACGUUUACAUUGUCACAAUUCUUGGAUAUAAUUUUGACCGUGGAUAACGCAGACGAUUUCACAGAUAAUUUUUACAUGAUGCUUGCUAUGAUCGUUUCCUGUUUUAAGAUGUUCAGUUUAUUAAUAAAUCGUGGUAAUAUCGCGAUGUUAACGGACAUUCUUAUGAAGGGACCUUGCAAGCCGCUCGAACAGGAAGAAAUAGAAAUACGACAGAAAUUCGACAAACUCAUCGAAACAAACACGCUACACUAUAUGAUUCUGGUUGAAUUGACAUGCGCAUCUACGGCUGUGGCAUCAUUGCUCACGGAUUACAGAAAAACGCAGUUAACGUUUAGAGCAUGGUUACCAUUUAAUUACUCCUCAACAAUGCUUUAUCAUUUUACAUAUUUUCAUCAACUAAUAAGCUUAACGGUUGGGUCUGUCCUACACGUUGCUUGCGACGGGCUUAUCUGUGGAUUAUUGUUGCACAUCUGCUGCCAAAUGGAGAUACUGAGUUAUCGUUUGAAAAAAAUUGUAUGCAGUCCAGAAAGAAUUCGCGAUUGUGUCAUUCAGCAUAAUCUUAUAUUUAAGUUUGCUUUUAUGCUGAAUAAAAAGUUCAGAUUCACUAUCACCUUUCAGUUCCUAGUAAGUACAUUGGUGGUAUGCUUCACUUUAUAUCAACUGACCAAGACAAGUGGGAAGUUCGUCGAGAUAGGAUUAUAUAUGUCAUGCAUGCUGACACAAAUCUUUUUAUAUUGCUGGUAUGGAAAUGAAGUCAAAUUGAAGAGUCUACAAUUAGCAAACAAUCUCUUUGAAAUUGAAUGGUUUACGUUGAGGAAAAAUGUACAGAAAAAUUUAUUAAUAAUUACAAGGCGCAGUGCAAUACCCAUCGAAUUUAGCAGUGCUUAUGUUAUACCUAUGAAUUUGGAUUCGUUUGUGGGUCUACUCAAGACAUCAUAUUCCACUUAUAAUAUACUUCAACAAAUGCAAGAUACGAAUAACAAAAAAACAUUGAAUCAAGACAUGCAUAUAUUAGAAAAAACAUUUAUAAUUCUAACCAUUUGCGGUUGCUGGCGGCCGAAUUCCUGGACAUCGUUAUAUAAACGUAUAUUAUACCAUAUGUAUACAGUUUUUAUAUUUGUGUUAGUUAACUCAUUUACUUUAUCACAAUUAUUGGACAUUAUACUCAUCGUGGAUAAUUCGGACGAUUUCUCUGAUAAUUUCUACACACUACUCGCGAUGAUUGUUUCUUCCUGUAAAAUGUUUAGUUUGUUAAUAAAUCGCAACAAUAUUGCAAUGUUAAUCAACAUUCUGAUGGAAAAACCAUGCAAACCAUUCAGACUAAACGAAGUGGAAAUUUAUCAUAGAUUUGAUAAGAGCAUACAGACAAACACAAUACAUUACGCAAUUCUCGUUGAGACAACCUGCAUAAGUGUUGCGAUAACGUCACUAUUCACGAACUUCAACAAGCGAAUAUUGACAUUCAGAGCGUGGUUACCAUAUGAUUAUUCACUACCAAUCCUGUUUUACAUUACAUAUAUUCAUCAAUUGAUAGGCUUCAUAAUGGGUUCUAUUCUUCAUCUCGCUUGCGAUGGUUUGAUUUUUGGACUGUUGGUGCACAUUUAUGGCCAGAUCGAAAUAUUGGAAUCUCGAUUGAGAAGGAUAACACAUGAGCCCGAUAUUCUUCGCGAGUGUAUCUUGCAACACAACCGUAUCCUCAAGUUGGUGUAUACAAUAAUCCUAUUUGCCGUUUUGAUAAAUGAAAAGUUUAGAUUUAUCCUCAGCAUACAGUUUGUAGUCAGUACAUUAGUGGUAUGCUUCAAUCUGUUUCAAAUAACUAAGACAACCACAUCGAGCGCAAAAUAUAUUCAGUUGGCAUUGUACAUGAGCAGUAUGCUGACGCAAAUCUUUUUUUAUUGCUGGUAUGGAAAUGAGGUAAAAUUGAAGAGUCGACAACUCAGUAAUAAUAUUUUUGAGAUGGAAUGGUCUACGUUAGAUUCGAGGGUGAAGAAAACUUUACUGUUGAUUAUGAGACGUAGUACAGUGCCUAUUGAAUUCACUAGCUCGUACAUUAUAUUUAUGAAUCUUGAUUCUUUCGUAGGUUUACUUAAAACAUCUUAUUCAGCUUACAACAUAUUGCAACAAGUAUAACUAUAAAAGAAUAACGUAUCACGGACACAAAUAAUUAAGUCACGUUACAAUCAAGGCUCAUAAGAAUUCAUAUAUUAUUAUAAUUUUAUUGGAUAAAUAAAAAUUGUUUCUUGUACUUA
Molecule: messenger RNA, 3064 nt
Organism: Ooceraea biroi (clonal raider ant)
Lineage: Eukaryota; Metazoa; Arthropoda; Insecta; Hymenoptera; Formicidae
Biological process (GO): detection of chemical stimulus involved in sensory perception of smell; sensory perception of smell
Cellular component (GO): plasma membrane
Molecular function (GO): odorant binding; olfactory receptor activity
Source: RefSeq, a predicted model, not a curated record